AUGACUGAACAUCUCAAAGGAGACGGUGGUGAAUCGGGGACUCAGCACGCUCUUGUGGAGGCCCACACCCCCAGCUCCAUCAUGUCCCAGCUCAGCACAAAGCACACCGAGCUUUCUGGUACGGAGGAGAAGAGCGAGGAAGUGAGAGCCAUUACCGGGUUCAAGUGGAUUUUGGUUGUGAUUGCUAUCUUAUCCAGUCAUAUGCUCUUCGCUCUCGACAAUACCAUUGUCGCUAAUAUUCAACCGGCUAUUGUAGCGCAAUACAAUGAAGCUGGCCGGAUUUCAUGGCUCUCUGUCGGAUUUACUCUUUGCUCGUCUGCGACUGUGCUUCCUUGGUCUAAGGUCUACGCAACUUACAAUGCUAAAUGGCUUUACAUUGGGUGCGUCAUCCUGUUUAUGGCAGGUUCUGCUCUAUGUGGAGGUGCUCCAAACAUGAAUGCUAUGAUCAUUGGUAGAGCAAUGGCUGGUGCUGGAGGAAGUGGCAUGUACUUUGGCGUCUUGACGCAGUUGUCCGUCAACACGACGGUAUCUGAACGUCCUUUCUAUAUUGGAUUGACUGCUGUCUCAUGGGGUAUCGGAACGGUCACAGGUCCGGCCAUUGGAGGCGCAUUCGCUGAAAGUGCCGCCACUUGGCGUUGGGCCUUCUAUAUCAACCUUGUGAUUGGAGCAGUCUUCGCUCCGGUAUAUAUCCUUCUUCUACCUUCGUUCGAGCCCCUCCCAAAUGCCACCUCUAAGGAAAAGGCAAUGAAUAUCGACUGGGUCGGUAGCGUCCUUUUUAUUGGUGCCUUAACAACACUGAUCAUGGGUAUUGACUUUGGAGGCGUGGAAUGGCAAUGGGGUAACGCAAGUGCUAGCAGUGGGCUAUUUAUUGCGGUUUAUUACAUCCCGUUGUUUUUCCAAUUCACACAGGGUGAUACGGCCGUCAAGACGUCAUUACGUCUUCUGCCUUUCGUGUUAGUCCUUAUCUUCACAAUCAUUGCCAACGGCCACAUGAUGUCCAGAUUUGGUUACUAUAUUCCAUGGUAUUUCUUCGGCGCUCUUUUUGAGCUCAUCGCCGCUGUGUUAAUGUACCAUGUCAAAGCCGACACUUCCGCCAGCGCAAUCUAUGGAUACACGGCUCUGAUGGCGUUGGGGGUUGGUGCCUACAACCAGGCAGGUUAUAGUGUGGUGCAGGCAAAGGUGCCGAAAGCUGAGAUCCCAUGGGCCUUGGGAUUCAUGAUGGUUUCCCAACUAGGAGGCAUUGUCUUGGCCUUGGGUAUGGCGGGUGCUAUCUUCGUCAACAAGACAACAGAGGAACUUCUACAGUUGCUUCCGGAUGCUAGUCCUGCCGAUGUCAAGAACUCCAUCACAGGAACGUCUAGUGGGUUUUUUAAGACCCUGACAGAGUCGCAGCAGGCCGCAGCUCUUGAUAUUAUUGUUUCGGCCAUUGAUGAUGUAUAUGUUCUGCUAAUCGUUGCCGGUGCGCUCGGUGUCCUCCUCUCGCUGUUCCUAAAGCGUGAGAAAUUGUUUAUGGAAGCGGCAGCCGGCGGUGCCUAA
Penicillium mononematosum is the source of this 1536-nucleotide messenger RNA. RefSeq names its product Major facilitator superfamily domain general substrate transporter. The record is from RefSeq and is a predicted model, not a curated record. The transcript has 14 exons. Gene Ontology annotation, biological process: transmembrane transport. Bases 1 to 1536 code for a protein of 511 amino acids. Lineage: Eukaryota; Fungi; Ascomycota; Eurotiomycetes; Eurotiales; Aspergillaceae. Gene Ontology annotation, molecular function: transmembrane transporter activity.